GUUUUUUCAAUUCCACACAAACCAUCAUAUCUAACCAUAAAUUUCAUUCGACUCCUUGUAUACAUGUGUAUAUACAGACAUACAAGGGCUUUUCAUCCUAUUUAAUCAAGUUAAAAUGGGGAUGAUUUACAGACACUUGCUGAUGGGGAAUAAGAAGGGUGAUUUGGGGCCUGUUUGGAUGGCUGCCCACUUUCCGAAACGUCUCAGAAAAGACCUUGUUCAACAGACUAACAUCACUUCUUCUGUUGAUAGAAUAUUGGUAGACCAACUUCCUGUUGUAACGUAUAGAAUAUUAGGCUUUCUUCUACUAGGAGUGACAAGGAUAUACUCGAAAAAAGUCGAGUAUUUGCUUCAUGACUGCAAUAAUAGCCUUAAUGAAAUGAAAAUUCAUCUCGAGGGAAGGACAAAAGUUAAUAAAGAUGUUGGGGGUAUGUGCACACCAGAAUCUUCAAGCAAGAGAUCUAAGCAUAGCGUAGUAGACAUGCCUGUAUCCAAAUCUUCUGGUAUAAAGAGAUGCAAUGUCUUUGUUGAGGCUAUGAAUGCACAAUUAUCUUCAAUCAGCCUGCCAGAAAAUUUUGAACUAGAUGCAUUUGAUCUGGAAGUUGUGGAAGAUGAUAACAGCGAGGACCAUGUGAAAUCCCGUUUGGAGAUCGUGCUUAAUGAAGAUGCAUGGGAAAAUGACCGGACUGGGGGUCAAACAUUUGGCAAGGACUGGUGGGAUGUUUCUUCCAGUUUCACAGGCCAUGCUUCUGCUUAUGCUACGACUACAAACACUAACCCAAGUAACGCGGAAACAAGUGCUGAGAAACUACGCCAUAGAUUCUCCCUGGAUGAGAGCUUGGAUCCCAUGGUACUUGAUGAGACUGAUGAAGAACUACAACUCACUGAAAUACCCACUAUUCAACAAGAUCCAGAAUCGAAGAACACAAAAUUUUCGGAUGAUUUCAUGAUAUUUGAGGAUAGUGAACAUCUAGCCAAGGAGGAUUGUAGAAACAAGAAGUAUCCUGAUGAAGAUUGUACAACUGGGGAGACAAUGAUUUCAGAAAUGACAUUGGUUGGUAACAUGACGCUUAAACCUAGUCCAGAAAAACGUCAAUUAUCAGUUAGCAUUGAUGUAACACCUCAGUCGAAGGCUCCAGCUGUCUCAGGUGAACAUAAAUCAGAUUUUGUGGCUAUCCGUACCCCAGCUUCCAAAGAGCAUGCUUGGCCCCCUAGGAAGCGCAGACUUGUUUAUGAUGAUACGAUUGUGGUUCCCAACAAGGUAUUUAAAAACUGGCUUGCGGAUGCAGGCGAUCUGGUGGGGAAAAGAAGGAAAGCUUCAUAUCCACUUCUUACACGGAAAGAAUGUCGUUCCUUUGAUUUUGUUCUGGAGCCUAUAAUUCCCAUCAAUGCAGAAUUUCCGUCAGAUCUUACAUCUGUCAUUUCUACAAACAAGGUGUUGGUGCUAGAAAAAGUUGAAGAUACAAUGGAACGAGAUUCAAAACUUGAUGAAUUAGGAUCCCUUAAUACGCCUAAAACUUCUGAGCAAAAAGAAACUGAAGCAAUUGCUCCUUCAACGCCCGUAACCCAUUCAACAUCAUUGAGAUUUAACGAGACAAAUUCAUCGAGGAGCGGAGAAAAAGAGCUCUUCCCAAUUGAGGAUGUAGAAUUGGAUGAAAUUCAAAUGAAAAAGGGGCCAAGCUUGUUAGGGGGAGGAAAUCAAGAAAAUGAAAAAUGGUCGGCUGUAACCAAAAGUGUGGGGAGUUAUCUGCAUAGUAACUUGGUACAGAGAGAAGAAAGAGGAGAAGAGGAAGUUAUAAACUUGUCACAAAUUCUGAAACAUAAAACCAAGAAAGAAAGUGCAAGGUUCUUCUCUGAGAUGUUGAUUCUGAAAACGGGAGGUUACAUCGAUGUGAAACAAGGAAAGGCGUAUGAUGAUAUCCGUGUGAUGCAAACUUCAAAGUUGAAGGAAGUAUUUGGAAAGGGGAGGUGAAGGACAACGAGCGGGUGGACGGUGAUGUUGUUUGUACAAAAGAAAGUAAAGAUCAUAUGUAUGUAUGUAUGUAUGUAUGCGGUAGAAAGAAAGAUGGAAAGAAAGAAAGAAAUAGGUAGUUGUUGAUUAGAUUCUGUAGCUUUUCAAUUUCAGCCAUGGGAUAUAUGUUUAUG
Messenger RNA from Cynara cardunculus var. scolymus (artichoke), 2145 nucleotides. Its product is annotated as sister chromatid cohesion 1 protein 2. NCBI's taxonomy places the organism in Eukaryota, Viridiplantae, Streptophyta, Magnoliopsida, Asterales, Asteraceae. Gene Ontology annotation, biological process: replication-born double-strand break repair via sister chromatid exchange; synaptonemal complex assembly; mitotic sister chromatid cohesion. The transcript has 13 exons. Gene Ontology annotation, molecular function: chromatin binding; protein binding. The coding region runs from base 116 to 1972 and encodes 618 amino acids. The record is from RefSeq and is a predicted model, not a curated record. Gene Ontology annotation, cellular component: synaptonemal complex; cohesin complex.